This is a messenger RNA of Medioppia subpectinata, 750 nucleotides long. Lineage: Eukaryota; Metazoa; Arthropoda; Arachnida; Sarcoptiformes; Oppiidae. The record is from the annotation of a GenBank genome assembly.
AUGAAGAUACUGAUACUUCAUCCAGACUUAGGCAUCGGUGGCGCCGAACGGCUUAUAGUGGACGCCGGGAUGGCAUUCAAGUCAUUGUCACAUGAGGUCCAUAUUGUGACCACUCAUCACGACAAGAGUCACUGCUUUGAAGAGACAAUCGAUGGCAGUCUUGAGGUGACAGUAGUGGCCGAUUGGUUGCCGCGAUCGCUGUUCAACAGGUUUUACGCUUUGAUGGCUUAUUAUCGGAUGAUUAUUGCAGCCAUUUAUGUGGUCUUCUUCUCCGGUCUUCAGUUUGAUCUCAUAUUCUGUGACUCCAUAUCCGCCUGUAUUCCUGUGUUAAGACUUUCCAAAAAGAAAGUUGUCUUUUACUGUCACUUUCCGGACCAAUUGCUGACCCAACGCAAGACUAUACUCAAGAGGUUAUAUCGAUAUCCAAUCGAUUGGUUGGAAGAGUGGACAACAGAAAACAAACAGCAUUACGAAGAACUGGUCAAUAAAGCGGUUGAGUUGGGAGUGGAGGACAAAGUAUCGUUCCUUAAGUCGCCGUCCAAUGACAAGAAGCAGCUUCUGUUGCACUCCUGUACGGCUCUCCUCUACACUCCAGACAACGAACACUUCGGUAUCGUUCCGCUGGAGGCCAUGUAUAUGAGCCGACCUGUGAUUGCUGUCAACAGUGGCGGUCCUCGAGAGACAGUCAUCGACAAUGAAACCGGAUUUCUCUGUCAACCGAAUGCCAAGCAUUUUGCGAAUGCAAUGAAA